AGAUAAAAAGCUGGGAGCCUGAAAUUCAAAAUGGCAAGGCGAGUAUGGUAAAUUUGUAAUCACGCGUCAGGCCCCAGCUGUUCAUCCCCACCCUCUCUCGCCAAACCGUCACCGGAGCAAGCCUGCCUCCUCUUCCUCACGCUUUUGCUAAACCAGAUCUACAAGAAAUUGAGCUCGAUUCGAAUCAAUCCAAGGCUAGAAGAGAAUACGCAUUGAUUCGAAUCGUUAGAGGCGUCUUCAUAUUCAACCCCACCAGAAAUGGGGGAUUUCAAUUUAGCCCUAGUGAUCGUUGCAAUAAUCGUGUGCGUGCUGGUCUUCAUAUUCAAUGUCUACCUCCUUGUCAAUUACCAGCACCCUGAUGAUGCCAAUCAAGCCUACUUCCCCAAAUUCGUUGUUGUUCUGGGGCUCUCCAUCGCCGCCAUCUCUAUUUUAAUGCUCCCGGCAGACGUUGCCAAUCGACAGGCCUGUCGCCACGCGAUAUAUAAUGGCGCGUGCAACCUCACGCUUCCGAUGAAGGAUUUGUGGCUCGCUAUUUAUAUAGUGGAUGCAGUUCUUGUUUUCUUUGUUAUCCCGUUCGCCAUGUUUUAUUACGAAGGAGACCAGGACAAGAGUGUGGGGAAGAGGCUGAAAAGUGCACUAAUUUGGGUGAUUUUGACAGCUGUUGUUUGCGCUCUUCUUCUUGGGAUUCUAUACGGGCUUGUGGGAAAGGUGGAUUUCACUGUUAGGCACCUAUCAUCAUCUACCUCAAACUUCCCAUCAUCAUGGGACUUCUCCAACAGUCAACAAUGUAUUGGGAAUGGAGCAAAACAGUGCUCUGCAUAUUCCGCCAAUGCUUCAUCUGAGACAACUUGGACUAUGCGCUCUACCUUCCCGGAAUAUGUUGUUGCGCUUGCUACAAUUGUUGGAUCUGUGCUUUUCACUAUUUUUGGUGGUGUUGGCAUUGCUUGCCUUCCACUGGGACUCAUAUUUUCAUUUAUUCGGCGCCCAAAGGCUGUUAUCACACGCUCGCAGUAUAUCAAGGAAGCCACUGAACUGGCCAAAAAGGCAAGAGAACUUAAAAAAACAGCUGAUGCACUUCACCAGGAAGAAAGGAGUGGCAAUAAGGGAAGAAAAUGGCGCAAAAAUGUGAAAGCAGUAGAAAAGGAGGUACUUCUUUUGGAAGAAGAUGUCAAGGCCUUGGAAGAGAUGUAUCCUCAAGGUGAAAAGGCUGAAGCAGCUUGGGCUAUGACUGUGCUUGGCUACCUUGCCAAAUUGGUCCUUGGAGUUCUGGGGUUGAUUGUUUCAGUAGCUUGGAUCGCACAUAUUGUGAUAUACUUACUGGUCGACCCUCCUCUUUCUCCAUUUCUUAACGAGGUCUUCAUCAAGUUGGAUGACAUUUGGGGUCUUCUGGGUACUGUAGCAUUUGCAUUCUUUUGCUUCUACCUUCUGCUUGCUGUAAUUGCUGGGGCGACGAUGCUGGGGCUGAAAAUUGUUUUUAUAACCAUCCAUCCUAUGAAAUGGGGAGCUACACUUAUGAACUCAUUUCUGUUUAAUGUAGGCCUCAUUCUUCUUUGCUCAAUCAGUGUGAUUCAGUUCUGUGCUACUGCCUUUGCCUAUUAUGCCCAAGCAACUGCAGCUCAAGAAAUAUUUGGUCAUACCUUGCAAUCUCUUCGUGGAAUCAAAUAUUUGUACAAGUACAAUGUGUUUCAAAUUGCAUUCAUCGUUUUAGCGGGUCUCACAUUUGUAUAUUAUGCGGCAUUUGGGUGGAGAAGAAAAAAGCCUAGCGGCAGGUUCCAGCUUUCCACAUAAAGAUGCUGCUUAUCUGCGCUUGAAUCUGCUGGAUUUCUUGGUGUAUCAUUUACAGACUGAUGUUAAUUCUUGGAUGCAUGUGGCUCGGUUUUGUUUGCUUUGUUGCCUGGGGAAGACCAGCAUCAUUCAAGAACCAAUGAAAUUGCGACACUGGAAUUUUCAUGAUCAUUGGGUUAGUAUUGCUGUCGCCCCUGCUUUUGCUGCAUUCGCUUGUUUUUGACCCCUGUGUAUGUAUCUUCUAUUUUAUUAUUUUAUAUACCUGUCUUUGCUUGUACUUAUUAACAUGUGAGGGCUUGGACUUGUGAUUUGAGAAUUUAACAUUUGAUGUAAUUUUGUGUCAAUGAGCGCUAAUAUUUGUACUGUGGCUUCUUUGCCAUGUAAUUAUAUCCAUUGGUGUUUACGUUAA
This is a messenger RNA of Sesamum indicum (sesame), 2194 nucleotides long. Its product is annotated as LIMR family protein At5g01460. The record is from RefSeq and is a predicted model, not a curated record. NCBI's taxonomy places the organism in Eukaryota, Viridiplantae, Streptophyta, Magnoliopsida, Lamiales, Pedaliaceae.